Molecule: messenger RNA, 1665 nt
Organism: Olea europaea var. sylvestris
Lineage: Eukaryota; Viridiplantae; Streptophyta; Magnoliopsida; Lamiales; Oleaceae
Product: ankyrin repeat domain-containing protein 50-like
Exons: 7
Coding region: 1-1368 (455 amino acids)
Cellular component (GO): cytoplasm; nucleus
Molecular function (GO): protein binding
Source: RefSeq, a predicted model, not a curated record
AUGGAAAAGGUUCCAUAUGCUAAUGCAGUAGGGUAUAUAAUGUAUACCAUGGUCUGUACCAGACCUGAUGUGGCUCAUGCAAUCAGCACUUUAAGUAGGUUUAUGGCUAAUCCUGGAAUAAUGCUUAAAGGCUUUGUUGAUGCUGAUUUUGCUGGUAAUAUGGACAAUGCAAAGUCCACUUUUGCCUAUAUGUUCACACUUUGUGGUACCUGUGUGAGUUGGAAGUCUCAGUUGCGGCCUAUAGUUGCUUUAUCAGCCACAGAGGCUGAAUAUGUUGCUGCCACAGAGGCUAUAAAGGAAGCCUUGUGGCUUAAGGGAUUGUUAUUAGAAAUAAGAAUCUUAAAUGAACCUGUUGCUUUACAUUUUAUUAGGGAUAUCAUCUCAAAUGAAUCUGUUCUUCUUGAAAAAAUUCCUACACAGUAUAAUCCAUCAGACAUGGGGACAAAGAAAAGCCUUAGGAUUUGGGUAGAUUGUGUGGGUCAUACAAACGGGUACAAAUCUAAUUUUCUCUCGAUUCGUGUGCAUUUAUUGUUGGAUGGGGGGACCAAGGAGAGCGAAAGGAGACUAGUGAUAUGGAUUCUUGCCAUCCUUCCGAGACACUAUAUUAGGCUAGAGAGGAAAUUCUGGGGACUGAAAGCGUUUGGUCGGACGGACGAAGUUCAGAGAUUAUUAACGGAAAAGGAACGUGGGCCGUUGGAUUGUAGGGAUAAGGAAGGGAACACGCCACUGCAUUUAGCGGCGAGCAAAGGACUGUUGGACAGUGCUAAGGUGUUGGUGAGUGCAGGGGCACAGGUGGACGCGAGGGGUAGCGACGGCCGGACGGCUUUGCACAGAGCGGCUGCUAAUGGGGACCGUCAGAUGGUGGAGAUGUUUCUAGACGUGGGUGCUGACCCCACAAUUUCGGAUUUCGAUCAUGGCCGGUCAGCCUUUGAUGUUGCACGGGAUAAGGGCCACAAAGAUGUUGUUAAAAUACUUGAUCGAGGUGCGUCGGUGCUUAGUGCUGCAAGGCGCGGAGAGGUGGAUUUACUCGAGUCGCUACUCGAAAAAGGUGCAUCUGUGAAUUUCUCUGAUCAAUAUGGUUUGACGCCACUUCACAUUGCAGCUAUUAAGGGGCAUAAAGAUGCAGUAAUGAUGCUUGUUGAAUUUGGUGCUGAUUUGGAAAGCCAAGAUGCUGAAGGCCAUACGCCACUGCAUUUGGCCGUUGAAGGAGGCUCGGUCGAGAUUGUCCAAAUUUUGAUCGAUAGAGGAGCUAAUGUAAAUGCCAAGAGCAAGAAAGGUGCAACACCAUUGUAUAUUUCGAAAUUGAUGGAAUAUCAGCAUAUUACCGAGGUUCUUCUUCUCGAAAGGACUGUUACAUCUCUCAAUUAGUGGUGUGACUGGUGUCAAAAUCAGUGUGUGUCGAGCUCUCCAAGUGAAUCUACCCUUUAAAAAUUCGGAAGAAAGUAGUUCAAUCCAUUGUAUGCCGUUUCAUUGAUUAGUCCAACAAUUAUAGGAGUCAUGCUGGAUCAACUUCAUUGAUUGAAAAAUAGAACUAUUAUUAGUAAAUUUACUUGUUUCACUUUACUGUGGAAUGCCAGAUUGGUUCACAGUAUUUUUCUAUAUUCCGCAAAAAGUUCAAUAGUGCAAUUUGUAGAAGUAUCAAUGAAAAUAUUCAAGUUUUUCUCA